CUUGAAACCUGAACCUCGUUCCAAGUAAUUUCUCGUCUCUGUUCUGAUUUCCUGUUGUAUAUCUGGAAACUGAAGCUGUCAGACAAGUGGAAACAUGAAGACUGACUGAUGUUCACAGUAUGAGUCAGAGUGUGGAUGAAGGGGAGGACGGAACAGAGUUAUCCCAUUAUACAAACAGGGGUUUGUCCAUAAAGGAACCUCUAGGGGGCAGUAAUGAACCAGGACCCUCUGAUCCACAAGGUCAGUAUAACAGACCCAGAGCAGAGUCUCCAGUGUCCACAUGUCUGUCCAUGAACAGUGACCGGUCCGUGGGACUUCCUCUAAACUUUAGUCCUGAACCUGAACCUUCAGACACAGAAGAUCAGUAUAACAGACCCAGAGCAGAGUCUCCAGUGUCCACAUGUCUGUCCAUGAAGACUGACCGGUCCUUGGGACUUCCUCUAAACUUUAGUCCUGAACCUGGAUCUUCAGACACAGAAAAGACGGAGAGGACUCAUGUUCCUGAGGUGGACCCACCGUCCUGUUCUUUGUGUCAGAAGGUCCUGAAUGAUACAGUCCAGACCAGCUGUGGACACUGGUUCUGCAGACAGUGCAUCACUUCAUACUGGAACCAGUCUGGUUCAUUAGGAGACUCCUCCUGUCCCCGGUGUGAAGAAACAUCCGGAACAAGAGCUGACCUGCAGAUCCACAGCACUGUACAAAUUGAAUAUAAACUCAGUCUGAGGAGCAGAUGUGAAUGUGUGACUGAAGGAACUGAUGAAACAGGAAGUAGAACCUGUCUAAACCGGAUCUACACUGACCUCUACAUCACAGAGGGACAGAGUGAAGACGUUAAUACCCAACAUGAGGUGAGGACGCUGGAGACAGUUUCCAAGAAGAUCAUCCUAGAAAGUCCAAUCAGGUGUCAGGACAUCUUCAAAGCCUUACCCGACCAGCAGAAACCCAUCAGAGUGGUUCUGACCAACGGUGUAGCUGGAGUUGGAAAAACCUUCUCAGUGCUGAAGUUCACUCUGGACUGGGCAGAGGGUUUAGAAAACCAGGACGUCAGUCUGGUGGUUCUGCUUUCAUUCAGAGAGCUGAACCUGGUCAGAGAUGAGCAGUACAGUCUGCUGACGUUGCUUCAUGUUUUCUAUCCAACAUUACAGAAGGUCACAGCAGAGCAGAUCACUGUCUGCAAACUUCUGUUCAUCUUCGACGGCCUGGAUGAAAGCAGACUUUCACUGGAUUUCCACAACUGUGAGGUUCUUUCAGAUGUCACUCAGAAGUCAUCAGUCAACAUACUAUUGACCAACCUCAUCAAGGGGAACCUGCUUCCAUCAGCUCUCAUCUGGAUAACAUCUAGACCUGCAGCAGCCAAUCAGAUUCCUCCUUCAUGUGUCGACAGGGUAACAGAGGUCCAAGGCUUCACCACUGAUGACCAGAAGGAGGAGUACUUCAAGAAGAGAUCCUCUGAUGAAGAUCUGUCCAACAAAAUGAUCUCACACAUAAAGACAUCCAGGAGCCUCCACAUCAUGUGUCAAAUCCCAGUUUUCAGCUGGAUCAGUUCUACAGUUCUGGAACACAUGUUGACUUCAGACCAGAGAGAAGAGCUGCCCAAGACCCUGACAGACCUGUACUCACACUUCAUCGUGGUCCAGACAAAGAGGAAGAAGAAUAAGUACAAAAAAGAACAUGAAAAAAGAUCAGGGGAGCUGACAAAGGCAGACAUGAAAGUCCUUCUAAAGUUGGGGAGGCUGGCAUUUGAACAACUGGAGAAAAGAAACAUGAUGUUCUACCAAGAAGACCUGGAUCAGUGUGGUCUGGACGUCACAGAGGCCUUGGUGUACUCAGGAGUUUGUACAGAGAUCUUCAAAAGAGAGACUGUGAUCUUCCAGAAAACAGUCUACUGCUUUGUUCAUCUGAGUGUUCAGGAGUUUCUGGCUGCGGUCUACAUCUACCAUUGUUACACCAACAACAAGACAGAGGUUCUGAAGAGGUUUCUGGGAGACCAGGACAAGGAGUCCGAAUCACUUUUCAUGAAAAUGUUCAGGUAUUUCACAGUCAGUGACAGCCUGGAUGUUUUCCUCAGAAAAGUCAUGAAGAAAUCCCUGAAGAGUGAGAACGGACACCUGGAUCUGUUUGUUCGUUUCCUUCAUGGCCUCUGUCUGGAGUCCAACCACAGACUUUUAGGAGGUCUGCUUGGUCAAAAAGAGAACAGUCCAGAGAGCAUCCAUGAAGUCAUCAAGAACCUGAAGGAGAUGAACACUGAGGAUAUCUGUCCUGACAGAAGCAUCAACAUCUUCCACUGUCUGACAGAGAUGAAGGACCAAACAGUCCAUCAGGAGAUCCAACAGUUCCUUAAGUCAAAGAACAGAUCACUGAAGAAACUCUCUGAAAUCCAGUGUUCAGCUCUGGCCUACAUGUUGCAGAUGUCAGAGGAGGUUCUGGAUGAGCUGGACCUGAAGAAGUACAACACAUCAGAUGAAGGAAGACAGAGACUGAUCCCAGCUGUGAGGAACUGCAGAAAGGCUGUACUUUCUAACUGUGGAUUCUCAGAGACUCACUGUGAAGUUGUGACCUCAGCUCUGAAGUCUAAUCCUUCACAUCUGAGACUGUUGGAUCUGAGUCACAACAACCUACAGGAUUCAGGAGUGAAACUGGCGUCUGGACUGGAGAGUCCAAACUGCAGACUGGAAACUCUGUGGUUGUGGGGCUGCACUUUGUCAGAGAUCAGCUGUUCUUCUCUGGCCUCAGCUCUGAAGUCCAAUCCAUUCUAUCUGAUGUCGCUGAAUCUGAGUGGAAACAACCUCCAGGAUUCAUCAGUGAAGGAGCUGUGUGAUUUCCUGCAGAGUCCAUACUGUAAACUACAGCAUCUACAGGUCAACUACAGGUUGAGUAAAUGCAGUUUGUCAGAGAUCAGCUGUUCUUCUCUGGCCACAGCUCUGAAGUCCAAUCCAUUCCAUCUGAUAGAACUGAGUCUGAAUGGAAACAACCUCCAGGAUUCAUCAGUGAAGGAGCUGUGUGAUUUCCUGCAGAGUCCACAUUGUCAAUUACAGCAUUUGUGGAUGUGGAGAUGCAGUUUAUCAGUGAUCAGCUGUUCUUCUCUGGCCUCAGGGCUGAAAUCCAAUCCCUCACAUCUGAUAACCCUGGGUCUGGGUGAAAACAAGCUGAAGGAUUCAGGAGUGAAAGAGCUGUGUGAAGUCCUGCAGAGUCCACAUUGUAAACUGAAGAGUCUGAGAUUGUAUAAAUGCAGUUUGUCAAAAAUCAGCUGUUCUUAUCUGGCGGCAGCUCUGAAGUCCAAUCCCUCACAUCUGAUAGAACUCAACUUAAGUCUGAACAACCUGAAGGAUUCAGACGUUAAAGAACUGGAGGACCUUGUUCAGAGUCCACACUGUAAACUGGAGAAACUGGAAUGGAAGUGAUCUCUGUAACAGUCACUGUGAUCAGGACUGUGUGAAGAUCAGCUGAGUCCAGAUGAUCUACAGAUAUUAAAACAGCAGCAGAUCCUCAUUUCAUUCUCCUCCUCUCAGUUCUCAAAUUGUAGCUCCUCAGGUCCUCUCUUUGCCCCUCCCUCUGGUGAUGUCAGAGAAGGCAAGGCAGACUUCCUGUAGCUCCGCCUCCUUGGUCCACCAUGUGAUUUUAAAGGAAGUGAAACAUCCUUCCAGAUGAUUCACUGAGAUGGAUUAAUGAGUAACCAUGAAGCACCGAGGAGUUGAGGAG
Messenger RNA from Sphaeramia orbicularis (orbiculate cardinalfish), 3699 nucleotides. Its product is annotated as NLR family CARD domain-containing protein 3-like. NCBI's taxonomy places the organism in Eukaryota, Metazoa, Chordata, Actinopteri, Kurtiformes, Apogonidae. Gene Ontology annotation, molecular function: metal ion binding; protein binding. The coding region runs from base 120 to 3401 and encodes 1093 amino acids. The transcript has 12 exons. The record is from RefSeq and is a predicted model, not a curated record.